AUGGCCGCUUCAUCUGGGCUCGAAUACUUGGACCUACACCCUUUUGUUCGCACGGCUACGCACGACAAGUUGCUCGGAUGUAUUUUCGGAGGAGCGCUAGGAGACUGCAUCGGCCUCUAUACGGAGUUCUUACCAAAAACUUCUUCCGAAAAACAGUAUCCCGACAGGAGUUUCAGCCUCGUUGAGCCUGUGACCCCCUUUGCAACCGACACACAUCGAGAUAAGUUUGAGCUGGGGUCAUGGACAGAUGACACAGAUCAUGCCCUCCUGCUCAUACUAUCAUAUCUCCACAACAAGGGACAGAUCAUACCCGUCGACUUUGCUCGUCGACUGAAGAUAUGGGUUCGCCACGGCCUUUUGGCUCUGGACAGGCUGCCGCUUGGAAUCGGACGCACAACAUCCACCGUAGUUUCAUAUCCAGAUUUUGCCGAGAAUCCUGAAAGUGUCGCAUUGAAAACCUGGAUGAAUUCGUCACGCCAGGGUGCCGCGAAUGGAUCUUUGAUGAGGACUCAUCCUCUAGGAAUCAUGUGCAUCCCGAAAACUUUGGAUCAGACGUUCGAACUCGCUGCACAGAUGAGUCGGACGACACACAUUGACCCUAGAUGUACGGUCUCUUGUUGUGCAGUAACAGGUCUUGUGCGUGGUCUGCUUCGAGGGGAGGUUCUCGUUGAAGCUGAUAUGGACGCCGUCCUCGACCAAGCUUUCCUAUAUGUGCACGGUUCUGACACACUUCGAAACCCUGGUCACGAUGAGCCGGCAGCAGCCCCAAUAUCGGCGGAGCAGAGUGAUGCCUUGCUUGACAGGCACGAGUAUGAGAAGCAUAUCAAGGCUGCCAAGUACUCAGAUCUAGAACUAGACGACAGCCAAAAGAUGGGCUAUGUGUACAAGUGUCUCGGCUCUGCAGUGCUCGCAUUGAGGUCCACGAUGAGGACAGCAGCUUCGGACGCUGGACCCCGAGUCACAAUCAUCAAUCUUUUCGAGGAGACAAUCAUAGACCUGAUCAUGCAGGGCGGGGAUGCGGACACCAACGGUUGCGUUGCUGGCGCCCUUCUCGGUGCUUGGUCCGGCUAUUCUCGCUUACCUAGCCACUGGGUGCGAGGAAUACAGCAUCAGGGAUGGUUAGUGGAAAAAUGCGAGGCUUUGAGCGGACAGGUCGGCGUUAACACCGAGCAAAUUCAGGAUAUCAGCAAUCCAGCGGAUACUGCUCCAGAUGGUGGUAGAGGACUAUUCAGUGAUAAGGAGCUGAACGACAGGGAGCGCGGUCUGCUUGAGAAAAUCCUUCUCAAGCAGAAGACCAGGCGAGAUGAAAAGGAGAAGGAGCUGAUGAAAACAUCCAAGAAGGGUGUUGGGAGUUUAUUGAAAGCCUUGAAGCUCACAACAUAA
Exophiala bonariae is the source of this 1383-nucleotide messenger RNA. RefSeq lists its product as uncharacterized. Bases 1 to 1383 code for a protein of 460 amino acids. The transcript has 4 exons. NCBI's taxonomy places the organism in Eukaryota, Fungi, Ascomycota, Eurotiomycetes, Chaetothyriales, Herpotrichiellaceae. The record is from RefSeq and is a predicted model, not a curated record.